UUUGUAUGAAAUAUAUUUUAGUACAGAAAAAAAGUUUAAUUGCUUUUAAUAAUAUGGUAUAAUUGCGACGCAUCUAUUGUCCAGCAAUUAAAAUGAAACAAUUUGUAAAGUCUGAUGCGUUGAUGAUACAACAUGUGCUGUUCAAAGUCAAUAUAGUAGAUCAAUAAAUUAUUGUUACUAAAUGGACGCACUUAAUAAUAUUGAUUUGUGGCUUGAAAAUACUAAUAAUUAGACCAAUUGAGAUUUUCAUGAUAACAUAAUUAUAGUGCAAAACUAUGUUUUUUUUUCAUCGGACAUUCUAAUGUUCACCAUUUAUUUUUUAUCCAAUUGCAGGUGAUUUAUUGUAUAAUUUCCAAUGCAAUUGUUUACGUCUUGACCGACCAACCAAUGGAACUGUGGAGAUUUGGAGUAUUCACUUCAUUAGGAUUCUUAAUAAUUAUCGUAUCUCAAAGUUUAGGUCUUUUAGUUGGAAUUCUGUUCGACGUGGUCAAUGGAACAUUCUUUGGGUCUGCAGUCGCGUGUUUUCAGCUGAUUUUCGGCGGAUUUUGCAUAACUUACCGUGAUAUGCCUCACUAUCUGAGUUGGUUCUACAACUUUUCUUUCCUGAAGUACGGCGCUGAGGGCAUGAUUGGCUCAGUCAUGGGUUACGAAAGAUCCGCCCUGCCAUGUCCGAAAUCCGAUUUCUGCCAAUACACGUAUCCGGAGAAGUUCAUCGACGAUUUGGGCAUCAACGCUAAUCAGAUUGAGUUGGAUUUCGUGCUGCUGAUCAUCAUGUUCGUCGCCUUGAGGAUAAUAAUUUAUCUAAUACUGAAAAUGAAAUUAAAAAGAAAAUCGUUCUGUGAUCUUUUCUAG
This is a messenger RNA of Nicrophorus vespilloides, 852 nucleotides long. Its product is annotated as ATP-binding cassette sub-family G member 1-like. The record is from RefSeq and is a predicted model, not a curated record. Gene Ontology annotation, cellular component: membrane. Gene Ontology annotation, molecular function: ABC-type transporter activity. The transcript has 2 exons. NCBI's taxonomy places the organism in Eukaryota, Metazoa, Arthropoda, Insecta, Coleoptera, Silphidae. The coding region runs from base 388 to 852 and encodes 154 amino acids.